CGUCCCAUCACUAAUUUGUACUGUUGUCAAGACGCAUUUCAUGUACAAAAUGUGGCAGUUCAGCUGUUGGACUUUUUUGGGACUUGUUCAGAGAUAGUUGCUUCUUUCUAUCGCGAGAUCUGGCAACACUACCAACGGCUUCUGGAAGCUUCGAUGAGAAACGGCGGGAAGAAAGGAAGGACGACUAGAACAUGGAGCCGCUUUUUGAAGGCGAAAGUAACGAGGCUGAGGAAACAAAGGAGGAGCAGCUCUGAGUGACUCGAGAAAGGAAUGAGGAAAUGAACGGUUCAGACUCCAUUUUACAGUCGACAGAGGAGGACAACAAGAGUGACUGAAGUCCUCAAGAUGAGUGAUUCUGAGGAGGAGGAGAUUCCAGACUCCAGUCGUCAGUCUAUGAAGAGUGACUGGUCCAGAGAUAAUCCUCCGUGGUUCAGUAAUGAACCUGAACCCUCAGACACAAAAGUUCAGAACCACAGACGGAGAAAAGAGUCUGCAGCCUUCAGCUGUCUGUCCAUGAAGAGUGACUGGUCCAAAGGAGAACCUCCAGACUUCAGUAAAGAACCUGAACCCUCAGACACAAAAGUGAUGAAGAGGAGGAGAGUUUGUGUGGAGGAGCAGCCGUCCUGCUGUGCUCGGUGUCAGGACGUCCUGAAGGAUCCAGUCUCUAGCAGCUGUGGACACUGGUUCUGCAGACCGUGCAUCAGCUCAUACUGGGACCAGUCUGCUCCAUCAGGACACUCCUCCUGUCCCCAGUGUGGAAAAAGAUCCAGAACCAGAGGUGGACUGCAGACAGUCAGUCAGAGCAGCUGUAGACAAAGUGUUGGUCUGCAGGAGGUUCUGCAAGAACAUAAGAUGAGUCUGAGGAGGAGAUGUGAACAUGUGACUGAAGGAAGUGAUGAAGCAGGAGGUGGAACCCUCCUGAACAGGAUCUACACUGAGCUCUACAUCACAGAGGGACAUAGUGGAGAGGCUGAUGUCCAACAUGAGGUGAGGCAGCUGGAGACAGCUUCCAAGAAGAGCCUCCAUGACACUCCCAUCAGGUGCCAGGACAUCUUCAAAGCCUUACCUGAGCAGCAGAGAGCCAUCAGAGUGGUCCUGACCAACGGCGUGGCUGGCAUCGGAAAAACCUUCUCAGUGCGGAAGUUCACUCUGGACUGGGCAGAGGGCGGAGAAAACCAAGACGUCAGUGUGGUGGUGGUGCUUCCGUUCAGGGAGCUGAACUUGAUCAGAGAUGAGCAGCACAGUCUUCUCACGCUGCUCCAUCUUUUCCAUCCAACAUUACAGAAGGUGACGGCAGAGCAGCUGGCUGUCUGUAAACUUUUGUUCAUCUUUGAUGGUCUGGAUGAAAGCAGACUUUCACUGGAUUUCACCAACAGGGAGGUUGUGUCUGACGUCAGCCAGAAGUCAUCGCUGGACAUUCUGCUGACAAACCUCAUGGAGGGGAAUCUGCUUCCCUCGGCUCUGGUCUGGAUCACUUCCCGCCCUGCGGCAGCCAAUCAGAUCCCUCCUAAACAUGUGGACAGGUUAACAGAAGUACGAGGCUUCACCGACGGCCAGAAGGAGGAGUACUUCAGGAGGAGGUUCAGUGAUGAAGAGCGCUCCAGCACAAUCAUCUCCCACAUGAAGACAUGCAGGAACCUCCACAUCAUGUGUCGACUCCCAGUGUUCUGCUGGAUCACUGCUACAGUUCUGGAGCACAUGUUGACCACAGAGCAGAGAGGAGAGCUGCCCAAGACCAUGACUGACAUGUUCUCACACUUCCUGCUGGUUCAGACCCAGAGGAAGAAGAACAAGUACCAUGAGGGACAUGAGACGAGCCCACAGGAGCUGACGGAGGCUGACAGGGAAGUUCUUCUGAAGCUGGGGAGGCUGGCCUUUGAACAUCUGGAGAAAGGAAACAUCAUGUUCUACCAAGAAGACCUGGAGCAGUAUGGUCUGGAUGUGACAGAGGCCUCGGUGUUCUCAGGAGUUUGUACACAGAUCUUCAGAAGAGAGUGUGUGAUGUUCCAGAAACCAGUCUACUGCUUUGUUCAUCUGAGCAUUCAGGAGUUUCUGGCUGCAGUCUACAUGUUCCACUGUUACACCAACAGCAACACUGAGGUGCUGGAGAAGUUCCUGGGAGAAAAGCGGAAUGAUCUUUAUCUUGGUGAUGUUUAUGGUGAUAAGGAUCACACAGACAUCUCAUCCCUGGAUGUUUUCCUGGACAGGGUCAUGAAAAAAUCCCUCAGAAGUAGAAAUGGUCACCUGGACCUGUUUGUUCGCUUCCUUCAUGGCCUCUCUGUGGACUCCAACCAGAGACUCUUAGGAGGUCUGCUGGGUCGGACAGAGAACCGUCCAGAAAUGAUCCACAAAGUUGUCAACAACCUGAAGACAAAAAACAGUUAUGGAAUGUCUCCAGACAGAAGCAUCAACAUCUUCCACUGUCUGAUGGAGAUGAAGGAUCUCUCAGUACAUCAGGAGAUCCAAGAGUUCCUGGAGUCAGAGAACAGAUCAGAGAAGGAACUCUCUGAUAUCCACUGCUCAGCUCUGGGCUACAUGCUGCAGAUGUCAGUGGAGGUUCUGGAUGAGUUGGACCUAAACAAGUACAGAACAUCAUUGGAGGGAAAAUGGAGGCUGAUUCCAGCUGUGAGGAACUGCAGAAAGGCUGGACUUUCUGACUGUGGACUCUCAGAGAGUCACUAUGAAGUCGUGGCCUCAGCUCUGAAGUCCAACCCCUCCCAUCUGACAGAACUGGACCUGAGUAGAAACGAGAACCUGCCAAUUUCAGGAGUGAAGCAUCUUUGUGAUGGACUGCAGAAUCCAAACUGUAAACUGGAGACUCUCAGAUUGGAGGAAUGCAGUUUGUCAGAGAUCAGCUGUGAUUCUCUGGUCUCAGCUCUGAAGUCCAACCCCUCCCAUCUGGAACAUCUGGACCUGAGCAGGAACAAGCUGCAGGAUUCAGGAAUAAAACAUCUGAGUGGUUUUCUGGAGAGUCCAGACUGCAUCCUGAAGACUCUGAGAUUGGAGUUUUGCAGGUUGUCAGAGAUCAGCUGUGAUUCUCUGGUCUCAGCUCUGAAGUCCAACCCCUCCCAUCUGGAACAUCUGGACCUGAGCAAGAACAAUCUGCAGGAUUCAGGAGUGAAACAUCUGUGUGGUUUUCUGGAGAGUCCAGACUGCAGCCUGAAGACUCUGAGAUUGGAGAAAUGCAGUUUGUCAGAGAUCAGCUGUGAUUCUCUGGUCUCAGCUCUGAAGUCCAACCCCUCCCAUCUGGAACAUCUGGACCUGAGCUACAACAACCUGCAGGAUUCAGGAGUGAAACAUCUGAGUGCUUUUCUGGAGAGUCCAGACUGCAGCCUGAAGACUCUGAGAUUGGAGUUUUGCAGGUUGUCAGAGAUCAGCUGUGAUUCUUUGGUCUCAGCUCUGAAGUCCAACCCCUCCCAUCUGGAACAUCUGGACCUGAGCAAGAACAAGCUGCAGGAUUCAGGAGUGAAACAUCUGAGUGGUUUUCUGGAGAGUCCAGACUGCAGCCUGAAGACUCUGAGAUUGAGGUGCUGCAGUUUGUCAGAGAUCAGCUGUGAUUCUCUGGUCUCAGCUCUGAAGUCCAACCCCUCCCAUCUGGAACAUCUGGACCUGAGCAGGAACAAGCUGCAGGAUUCAGGAGUGAAACAUCUGAGUGGUUUUCUGGAGAGUCCAGACUGCAUCCUGAAGACUCUGGAAUUGGAGUUUUGCAGGUUGUCAGAGAUCAGCUGUGAUUCUCUGGUCUCAGCUCUGAAGUCCAACCCCUCCCAUCUGGAACAUCUGGACCUGAGCAAUAACAAGCUGCAGGAUUCAGGAGUGAAACAUCUGUGUGGUUUUCUGGAGAGUCCAGACUGCAGCCUGAAGACUCUGAGAUUGGAGAAGUGCAGUUUGUCAGAGAUCAGCUGUGAUUCUCUGGUCUCAGCUCUGAAGUCCAACCCCUCCCAUCUGGAACAUCUGGAACAUCUGGACCUGAGCUACAGCGACCUGCAGGAUUCAGGAAUGAAACAUCUGUGUGGUUUUCUGGAGAGUCCAGACUGCAUCCUGAAUUUUCUGAGAUUGAGGGGCUGCAGGUUGUCAGAGAUCAGCUGUGAUUCUCUGGUCUCAGCUCUGAAGUCCAACCCCUCCCAUCUGGAACAUCUGGACCUGAGCAAUAACAAGCUGCAGGAUGCAGGAGUGAAACAUCUGAGUGGUUUUCUGGAGAGUCCAGACUGCAUCCUGAAGACUCUGAGAUUGGUGAGCUGCUGGUUGUCAACAAUCAGCUGUGAUUCUCUGGCCUCAGCUCUGAAGUCCAACCCCUCCCAUCUGGAACAUCUGGAGCUGAGCUGGAACAAGCUGCAGGAUUCAGGAGUGAAACAUCUGUGUGGUUUUCUGGAGAGUCCAGACUGCAUCCUGAAGACUCUGAGAUUGGAGGACUGCAGGUUGUCAGAGAUCAGCUGUGAUUCUCUGGUCUCAGCUCUGAAGUCCAACCCCUCCCAUCUGGAACUUCUGGACCUGAGCGGGAACAAGCUGCAGCAUUCAGGAGUGAAACAUCUGUGUGGUUUUCUGGAGAGUCCAGACUGCAGCCUGAAGAAUCUGGAAUUGAGGACCUGCAGGUUGUCAGAGAUCAGCUGUGAUUAUCUGGUCUCAGCUCUGAAGUCCAACCCCUCCCAUCUGGAACAUCUGGACCUGAGCUGGAACAACCUGCAGGAUUCAUCAGUGAAACAUCUGUUAGAUCUUGUGGAGAGUCCAGACUGCAGCCUGAAGACUCUGAGGUGGAAGUGAUGCUGAUGAUCAGGAGGAUGUUUGUUCUGAGAGGAUGAAGUGUGUCCUGAUGAUCCAGAGGUUGAAGCAGCAGCAGCAGCUGGUAUGUAGAGACUCUGACUGGUCCAUGUUACUGGGAGGUGGAGAGCUUCAUGCAGUAGUGACUGAGAGGCAUCAGAAGAAGUGGAGAUGAGUGUCAGUGCUGCGGUGUGAGCUGCUCUGAGAACAGCUGUCCAGCCUGGUCUCUGUGUUCCUGUGGAUGUGACAGAAUAUCAUCAGUGUAUGUGGACUGCUCUGCUGCUGCUCUGUCCUUCUGCUGAGACUCCUCCAUUAAUUCUGCUCCACCUCCACCUGGGCAGGAAGCUCAGUAUCAUUCUGCUGCUGGCUUCAGGUUCCAAAUAUUCGGAUCUCAAAAUAAAUAUUCGGAUACCACUGUAACGAUCGAAUAUUCGGAUGUUAGGGUCCAGCCCUAAUCACCACCAGCUUCAUACGUAUAAAAUGCCACCCAACACAGUUGGACAGACAAAAACUUGGUUUUGACGGAUCAAGACAUGCCCCCCGUUCAGUCUCUUAGCACGCCAAAUCCGUCCUCUGAUCUGUCAGUGACAAAAUCAAGCCUCAGACCUGUUUGUCCACAACCACAGCUGUUUUGUUCUUCCACUUCCUUGCAUUCUGUGACCCAGCCCAGUCCUUGCCCUGGUCCAAGUGCCUCAAGCUCUACUGUUGACAGACCUGCCAGUGACACAGGUGAAAAACGCAAAUAUAAUCGGACGGUCACGUCUAAUACUUGUGAAAAGUGCAGACAGUUUUGCACACAAGAGGCUGAUCAUUGUCAGUAAAAUGGCUGAAUAUAUUGCCCAAACACUGAGACUGUGAGCAGGGAACAGUGGCUGAACAUGAUGAGGCAGAAGAUAAAGCCACUGAACCUCUAAUCGUUCUGUUGUUGGUUGCCUCUGAGGAUUGUUGCUGUUAAGAAAAGGAAGAAAACGUGAGGAUUUGUAAAGGUAAGGUUAAGUAAACCUUCACAAAUCCUGAAGUUUUCUUCAUUUUUUUCUUUUAAUAUUGUGUGUAUUAAUGUUUCUUUGACUGCUAGCAGUUUUAUUUACCACAAUGUGCAAUUAUUGUAUCUUCACUCUAAGUUUUUCUAACAUUGUUUUUUGUUUUUUUUUGUUUUUUACUUAUUUCACUGUUAAAUAUGUUCAGUUAUGUGAAAUAGUUUGCUGUGUAACCGUUAUGGAAAAGUGCAGAAUUGUACUGACAUCCAAUUUCAAAUACAUAUAGCAGCAUACAAAAAUACACUGGUGUGUCACGUUUCUUCUGUGUUGGAACUUUAAUGGCAUUAAAUGUCAUCAUGUCAACAAAGAGUGGAAAUCCGACUACAUAAUACUGAUAGCAUGUGGAAGACUUUAGGUACAUGACAACAAUUACAUAACAUACAUUUUUAUUAUAGUUCUAUAUUUUUUUGUUGUACUUCCAAGUAUAAGUAAGUUAUGACUGUUUAAAGUCAUUGAGAGAACUUGGAAUUUAACACCUAAACACAAAUUGUAAUCAUUUGCCAUUUGGUUUUGAGUGAGAUUCAAACCUGCACCACAGUUUUUUUUUCCCAUUUUUUUCUUCUUCCUCCUCUUCCCCUCCUCUCUUCCCUUUCUUGCCCCUUCUUCCCCAUCUGACACAGACAAAUGUUCCCCAGCUUUAGCUCAGCUGGGUGAGGGGGUGACACAGCAGUCAUGGGUUCAAAUCCAGCCCAUGCCCAUUUCCUGGUCGUUAUCCCCCAACUCUUCUACCUAAGCUUCCUGUCUCUCUCUCUCCACUGUCCUGUAUAAUAAAGGCCAAAAACACAACUUAAAAAAGUGCAGUUUACGCUGGACAAGAGUGAGUGUUUCCAUUAGUUCAGCAUUCUGGAUUUUAGAUGUUGACCUGAGCUCAGAGUUCACAGUUCUGACUCCUUGAGGAAACAAGCUCCUCCUGAGUCUCUCUGUGUUCUCCUUGAUGUUCCUCAGGUUCCAUAGUUGCCAAGUCUGCUUGUUAUAAUUGACUUUGGGCUUGUUUUUCUGUAAAGUCGCUUGCAAAUCUCAUCAGUCGCUUGUUGUGGGUUUUUGGGCUUGUUUUCUAAAAUGUAGUUGCUUAUUUGGGCUUGCUUUUUCUGUCUAACCCCUCCUGAUUCUCUCCCAGUUCUCCACUAUAAUGCGAAAUACAUUAGUUUGUCCUUUUCCAGGACCCAUCCACUCCCCCGUUUCUGACAAUGAGUGGGAAAUAGUGGGGGACGUAUGACAAAAGAUAUAGUAAAGAGUGGGAGAAAGAGAGUGCAUUGAAAGACUGGAUCUGAUCUCAGGUGGGAGAUAAUUCGAAGGUGUUCUGUCAAUUUUUCAAAUGUGAGAUACUGCUAACCGUGCAGAUUUAAUGCAGCAUGCUGGCACCAAAAAGCACAAAUAAACUGCAUCCCAGUAGCUCAACAGGUUGAGUGGGCGAACCAUAUGCAGUGGCCAUGGGUUCAAAACCAGCCCUUUCCUGCAGGUCCUCUCCCCACUUUCCUGUCUCUCUUUCACUGUCCGUAAAGAAAGAAAAAUAACAAAAAUGUCCAUGAGGCUGACAGACUUGGGUUUCACCACUACAAAACAAACAAAUGAGCUAAAGAUAGCCUCUUAGGUAGCCUGUCACAUUUAAGUUAUUCAGGGUUUUUAUGUAGACUAUUAACUGUCAAUUUACUGCUGCUUAUGCAUAAUGCAUAUGUUGUUUAUUUUGAUCUGUUUAAAAUGUAAGUUAUUCAGUUUUUAUGGUUUUAUGGUCAAUUUACUGCAAACAAAAAUAAAUGUCUAUAUUUA
Molecule: messenger RNA, 7559 nt
Organism: Amphiprion ocellaris (clown anemonefish)
Lineage: Eukaryota; Metazoa; Chordata; Actinopteri; Pomacentridae
Product: NACHT, LRR and PYD domains-containing protein 14
Exons: 19
Coding region: 346-4758 (1470 amino acids)
Molecular function (GO): protein binding
Source: RefSeq, a predicted model, not a curated record